Molecule: messenger RNA, 1451 nt
Organism: Fimicolochytrium jonesii
Lineage: Eukaryota; Fungi; Chytridiomycota; Chytridiomycetes; Spizellomycetales; Powellomycetaceae
Exons: 3
Coding region: 1-1173 (390 amino acids)
Source: RefSeq, a predicted model, not a curated record
AUGGUUCGUGGCCACAUCGGGAUUCUAAGGGAACUAUGGACGAAGCCGGCCGCGCCUACCUUGUGGGGUUGUUUGGAGGACACCUGGAUUGCCGACCUGGAAUGUGCGCUCCGCAAUCCCGCCCAUGCCCUUCAACCGCCAGCCACCACAAUGGAGGCCGUCUGGGAUCUUGCAAACGCGCUUGACGCUAGCAAGCCGCAGUCACUAUGGGAGGCCGCUCAUUCUGCCGGGGAACUGGCUUCGAUCCACUUUCUGCAAGCUCACGAUGUUCCGCGGCCUCCCCUUUCUCCUCGUUACUGCGGGCCAAAGCAUCUUGUGCCGUGGGCUUGUUCCAUCCCGCCCGUAUCGCAGUGUCCGAUCGAUGUCUUGACCGCGCUUCUCAAACACAAGGCGCCUGACACGAUCUGUCCGCCGUUUGUCCUUGAAGGCAUCGAAAUCGCCCCGCCGUCCAUGAACUUUCUCGACAUCCUGGUACUUCCGUUCUGGACUCCCUCGGUCGCCGCCUUCUCCAUUCAGCAAGCUUUCGAUGAAUGCGUUCGUCUCGCGUGGGACGAACAUGCGUAUCGGCGAUGGGAACACAAUUUCGGUAUUGAUCAGGGCGACGUCACAAACCAGAGGUCGGUACACAGGUUUGAGAUGGAGCGCCGCCUCAACGCGCUUAACCGCUUUGUCCGCGACGCUCUUGAAGCACGGCUGGAAGUCAAGUCUCCCAGUAGCAUUGUUUUGCCAAGGCUGGCCCGGAAAACGCGUUUCGUGGUCGACCUGCAGCUGAGGUCCGUUCUUGCUGCUCUGUUGAGCCGUGCAGAGGCGGGUGGGUGGAAUUCGUACACGGCAAAGCUCUGGGUCAGCAAUAUACUGGAGCUCGGGUUUGACGUGGAUAAGAUAACAGCGAACUACCGCCCCUGGUUUGAACACCACGGUGUCCCCGUCGCCUUAUUGGCCAAGCACGGCUCGGCAUGGGCCACCGAGCUUCUGAACGGGGCCGACCCCGAAACCAUGCUGAACCCACCUCGUCCUCCCAAUUACACGACCUUGGGUAUGUUCAUGCAGUUUUCGGGCGUUCUCCCGGUUGACAACCACAUCACGAAACCUCUGGAUAGGGUUCCAUCAAAUGAACCUGUGGACGAUGAUUCUGACUCCGAACCACCUCCGCCCGACGAAUAUGAUGACUGAACGGUUCUGUUUUCAAUGGCAUGGUGUUGAGUUUUUACUUCCCGGAGGACGCCAACCGCGUGUGCAAUGAAUGAUUCUUGUUCCGUCAGCCUUGACGGCCCCUAAGGGGAUGACACCCUUUUUGACUGCGUCGCUUGCACCCGUUUUUUUUUCCGCGCCUGCUUAUGCGCACUUGCUCGCGCUAAUUUACCCCGACCUGAAGGCUCAACAGGCAAUGUGCCCACUUGUUUGCGCGAAGUCUUGUUGUCAUGGACAAUGCAAGCCAAGAUACUUACGCC